This is a messenger RNA of Salvelinus fontinalis (brook trout), 1663 nucleotides long. RefSeq names its product dynein light chain 2, cytoplasmic. The coding region runs from base 185 to 454 and encodes 89 amino acids. The record is from RefSeq and is a predicted model, not a curated record. Gene Ontology annotation, cellular component: cytoplasmic dynein complex. The transcript has 3 exons. Gene Ontology annotation, biological process: cilium assembly; microtubule-based process. Gene Ontology annotation, molecular function: dynein intermediate chain binding; dynein light intermediate chain binding. NCBI's taxonomy places the organism in Eukaryota, Metazoa, Chordata, Actinopteri, Salmoniformes, Salmonidae.
CAGGGUAAGUUGUGUAGGGCGGGGGAGGUAUUUUACGAGGGCAGUUUCCCCACAUAUUUGCUUUGAGUAAAUCUUAUAAAAUAAUUUGUCGCAGCACGAUCCAGCAAGUAAGCAACGCUUGAUAUCCACUAAGGGGAAUUACCUGAUUACGAAGGGGAUAGUAUCAGCAUCUCCUAAAUAAGGCAUGACUGACAGGAAGGCAGUAAUCAAGAAUGCUGACAUGUCUGAGGACAUGCAGCAGGACGCAGUGGACUGUGCUACCCAGGCCAUGGAGAAGUAUAAUAUAGAGAAGGACAUUGCAGCCUACAUAAAGAAGGAAUUUGACAAGAAGUAUAACCCUACAUGGCAUUGCAUUGUUGGAAGGAACUUCGGCAGCUAUGUCACUCAUGAGACAAAGCAUUUCAUCUACUUCUACUUAGGGCAGGUGGCCAUCCUCCUCUUCAAGUCUGGCUGAGUUCUCUUUGAGGCCUGGAGUGCCUCUCUUCCCAACCUGGACUGUAAUGCACUGGUGGCUGAUGUCACAACUUCCCAUACACUUCAAAUAUUAAAAUAUAAACAUACCAUGAUGAUACAAAACUGGCUGUGCACAACUGCAUGGAUUAAGAUGUACCAUAUUUAAUGUGUAUAUGUUACAGUAAAAAAAAUAUUACUUUUCACUAGUUUCCAUAAAAUGCAACUGGAAGAGAUGUUUGUUAUAAUUAAUUUGUAAAUGCUUUAACAGUGGCCUUUGAUUGUAUAAUAAAGGAAAGCUAGAGAUUGUAGUUCUGCAUCUGCUUUCCCCCAGAGCUGUUUUGUUUUCAGUGACUUCUGUGCUGUCAUUUUUAAAUGUGUUUAGUUGCUCCAGACGUUGACGUACUACAGCAGUUUGUAAUGCCUGUAUUGCCAGAGGUACAAGUGAGCCUAGCGCAGUGUGAUUGGACACGUCGUCACAGAUUUGCAACUGCUGUUAUCUAUCCCAUUUUCCCACAAUCUUAUUUCAUGAGCUGGAAUGUCUUAUCUGGCAUUUUUCUAUUGCUAUUUGUAUUCCAAGUCAGAGUUCCAAUGCUGACUUGUUUAGAUGCUUGGAGGUUCCAUUUGCAGAGGGUUGACACCAUCCACACUUGAACCUAUUCUGGCUGUGCAACAAAGGACUGAAUGUUGGUGUUCAGGUCCUCUUGUAGACUUUCAAAUUGUAAGAAAAUAUUAAUCUUCAGUGGAUACUUUUUUUACUUUAUUUGCUAUGUUGGUUGUUUCUGUUUAUAGUUUAAUGCAAAUUGCUGUAUGAUUUGCACAGACGUACCUCUUAUUCUCAGUUCAUGGGCACCUGAAAUCAAUUGCACUUCACUGAAGGGAUAUUCCGUCAGAGGCCCUAGAUCUACUUUCCCAGAGUAAGAUUAACUUGAUACCAUUUUUUUUUUAUGUCUCAAGUGUGAAGGAAGUUGGAGGUUGUUUCGUGAGCUAAUGCUACCUAGCAUUGGUGUAAUGACUCAAAGUUGCUAAUAGAUAGCGCAAGGACUGGAAGUCUAUGGUUAACGGAUCAAAGUUAUAAUUGACUCCUGGCAAGUAGCUAAAGGGCCUCGUUACCAAAAUGCUGAAGUGUCCCUUUUAAAGGUGUCCAGUAAACUUAACUUUAAUGUAGUCAAUCUAUAAUCAAGUCAAUGAUUAAACAUUUCAUUGUAUCCUG